Opisthorchis viverrini is the source of this 1008-nucleotide messenger RNA. RefSeq lists its product as hypothetical. Bases 1 to 1008 code for a protein of 335 amino acids. Gene Ontology annotation, molecular function: thiamine transmembrane transporter activity. The record is from RefSeq and is a predicted model, not a curated record. Gene Ontology annotation, biological process: thiamine pyrophosphate transmembrane transport. Gene Ontology annotation, cellular component: mitochondrial inner membrane. The transcript has 4 exons. Lineage: Eukaryota; Metazoa; Platyhelminthes; Trematoda; Opisthorchiida; Opisthorchiidae.
AUGUGGGGGCGAGAUGGCCCAAGUGGUUUGAGCGCGAAUUUAUUGACCGGAAGGUCCGUGGUUCGAAUCCGACCUCCGCCUCUCGACUUCCCCUGUCUAGGCUUGGGCAACCUGGCAGUAUCCCAGCCCUCGGCUUCGGCUGGCAUGGCAGCUAGGCACCGGAAGGGUGCUACAGCUGAACGCCUUUUUUCGUUGAAUGUGACACUACACUCCUUGUUGCCUUCUUUUAUACAGCGUUUCUUGUGUCUGGUGUACUCCGGUCUAGUCAUGGGAUUGUUAAAAUUGGUUCGCAAUGAAGGAGUUUUCGCGUUGUGGCGUGGACUCGGGCCGUCCUGUAUGCUGAUCGUACCACAAACUGCUGUCACGUUUGCCGCGUACGAGCAGCUCAAGCGGACAUAUCAGAAGCAUAUAGUGGGCAGCGUGAAUGCCUCUUCACCAGACUUGAAGGAAUCGCUUCCCCGGUGGGCUAGUCUCUUAGCUGGCUCUGUGUCUGGAUUGGUCGCCAAAACAGCAGUUUACCCAUUGGAUCUAAUCAAGAAACGUUUGGCUGUUCGUGGCUUCGAAGAGGCUAGGCGCUGUUUCGGUCAAGUCCCGGACUCAUAUACAGCCGCUUCUUAUAAGGUAUCUACCUUGCGCCGAGUGCCGACACAGUUCUAUGCCACACUCGCUUGCUUUCGUGGCAUUUUGGUUCAAGAGGGUCUCAUUGGACUGUUCAAAGGCUGGACACCUUCAGCAUAUAAGGCCAUGCUGAGCACGGGCCUCACUUUCUUAUUUUUCGAACAGUACUUGCAACUUUUGAAAAUUCAGUGGUCAGAGUGCGAAUUUGCUGACUGGAAGGUCCGUGGUUCGAACCCAACCUCUGCCUCUCGACUUUCCCUGCCUAGGCUUGGGCAACCUGGCAGUAUCCCAGCCCUCGUGCUUCCUUCGGGUGGCAUGGCAGUCAGGCACCGAAAGGGUGUUACAGCCGAACUAUUACUAUUAUUACAUUUGGAUACCACAUUUAUUUAG